GCGUCUUUAGUUUGUCAUCUCUGCUUGUGGAAGUUGGUUGUUGCGGGUGUUUUCUAAUUGUUCAGAAGAUAUUUACAUCAUUACGAUAAUUAGUUGAACAAUGAGAUCAAUAAAACUGUAUAAAUAAUGAAGACAUGAGGGGUAGUUACCCAUUCAUCAUUGAAACAAAUUACUCAGCAGUUUAUUAAACGUUCCGGGGGGAUGACAAGCAGGGGUUGGAAGCCCAUAGCUCUUGGAAAACCGUAAUGGCUUUUGUAGCUGAGGAUGAAAGGAAGAUACAAACCAACAGCUAUUGGAAUUCAUACAUUGUGAAAUGAGGCUAAGCAAUGAUAAAUGAAGUUUAUAGAGAGACUGUUUUAUCAAACUAUUGGAGAAUUAUAGAACAUGGGUCAACAGAGACUAUCUGUAUUUGAUGGAGGACGUGGCGGCCGGAAAUUUGUGUUGACGUUGGCAAGUGGAAUGGUCUUCGGGUUCUUAUCGGCAUGUCUGCUGAUUACAGCCACGAGGGACUCCAGCAGGAUACUGAGAUGGCUGCCAGGAGGGCCUGGAGGAUAUCGAGAUCCUCAUCACUACUCUGAGCUGGAUUCAGAGAUAGGUCCAGACACAGAAGUGAAGUUUCACGAAGCUGAUGAAGAAUUUCACAAGGGCGAAGACAAAGUAGCUCAGGAAAUGGCUAAAAAAGUACGUGUCCUCUGCUGGGUCAUGACAGGUCCCAAGAAUCAUCAGACCAAGGCGAGACACGUGAAAGCCACUUGGGGCAAACGCUGCAAUAUUCUUUUAUUUAUGAGCUCGGCUGAAGAUCCGAGUUUACCCACUGUCGUAUUGCCAGUGAAGGAAGGGAGGGAUAAUUUAUGGGCCAAGACCAAAGAGGCGUUCAAAUAUGCUUAUGACAAGUACAAGGAUGAAGUCGAUUGGUUCAUGAAAGCUGAUGAUGAUACAUACGUAAUCGUGGAAAAUCUACGCUACAUGUUAUCAUCGUACAACCCCUCCUCCCCUCUAUACUUCGGCUGUCGUUUCAAGCCCUUCGUGAAACAGGGUUACAUGAGCGGUGGUGCUGGUUACGUACUUAGCAAAGAGGCCCUACGUAAAUUCAUAGAAGACGGAUUACCAGAUACUAAAAAAUGUCGCAGUGAUAAUGCUGGAUCUGAAGACGUGGAGAUGGGCAAAUGCCUCGAGGGCGUCGGUGUCAAAGCUAUGGACACAAGAGAUCCCUUCGGAAGAGGAAGAUUUUUUCCAUUCGUACCUGAACAUCAUCUCAUACCUAAUCACGUUGACAAAGAUUUCUGGUACUGGAAAUACAUUUAUUACGAGACCAAAGAUGGUCUCAAUUGUUGCUCAGACAGUGCUGUAUCAUUCCACUAUGUAUCGCCAAAUAUGAUGUAUGUACUUGAGUAUUUAAUUUAUCAUUUGAGACCCUACGGUGUAACUCACAAUAUCGAAGAGUUAUCCGUUAAGCCAUCAGCUAUCACCGAAUACUAGUCCAAUGAAAAUUAUAAAUAUCGUUUGUUAUUAUUAUUAUUUAACGGCCAUGUCAACUGUACAGUAAAAGAUUCGAAUGCUAGUCAUUAGACACCAACGACUCAUAUUUUUCCAACCGAAGUAACGAGUAACCGAAUUUAUCGAGACCUCGAUAAUUCAUAAUCGAUAAAUAAAAUUUAAUUGUGUUUUUUGAUAAUUUUUUCACGUCGUAUCUGACGAAAAUAGUGCACCAAUGCAAGAUUAAUCAAACGAAUAGUUCAGCAUGAAAAAGCACAAAUUUUUAAAUAAAUUAAAUUAAUGAAUAAAGGGAAUACGUAAAGUGGAUGUUUUUUAAUGCAGAAUGAGGAUAUAUAGUUAUAUAUAUAUAUAUACACAUAAAACUGUAUUUCAUAAUGUUAAUGGUAAUAAUAUAAUAAUCCCAAUAAUGUCGUUACUACCCAAGUAAUAAAUACUAUAAAUACAGAAGUGAGUCUGAGGAUUCUGUGUGAGUAAAUAAACCAAUGAAUCUUCAUAAUCUUCUUCAUCGACAUUUUUUUUCAUUUUGUUUUUUUCAUCAUCAGGGGAAUAGGGUUAUCAUUCUCUAAAUCCUAUGUACAAUUUAUAAUUUGUACUAUGCGACUGACGCAGUGGCCCCGCCUCAGACGCGCCCCAUUAUGUAAAUUUAAUUUUCUUUUAAUCAUCAAAAAUUUUGUCGCAAUAAUCCUUCCCGUUAAUUAGGGAAGAAAAUUGUAUUUGCACAAGGUAAUCGAUUAGAUUUUUCUGAUGAUAAAAGAAAAUAAACAAUCAAAUUGUUUCAUGGAAUAAACGAAAUAAUUUAGACACAACUGGUACUUUUUACCUCACAUUAUUUUUCCCUUAUUUUCUUCUAUCGUUCAAUAGUCCUCGUUAAUUCGCCUAAUAUUUUUAUUUUUCUUCGAUCGACAAUUAAAUUCAAUGAUAAAUUACUUAUUCUCAUUUUAAACAAUAUUUUACAUUACAACUGUUAUUUAUAAUAGAAUGUCACCUAUUAAUCAUCUCAUUAUCAUGAAUAAAACGUUUUUUGUUCUUCAUUUUUGUUUAUUCUCUUUUAAGAAAGGAAUUUUAAUUGUCAAAAUUAAUAUACAAGUAUCACGCCAUUAAAACUCUCAAUGUGACACUAAAAAACGUGAUAACAGGGUGGUCCCAUUGAGAGAAUAUCGUCAUUUCAUGAUUUUUAUUUUAAUCGAGUCGCGUCGUCAACUGAAUUACUUUUAAUAUCAAUGCAUCCACUUGGGGCUUGUACGAGGCAAAAUUAUGGGGAGGAAAGGGGAGAUUGGGAGAAAGAGAGAGCGUGGGAAGGGCUAUCUAACGAAUAUCAAAUCAUCAAUAAAAAAAAAUCAAUGUCGGGAGGGGGAAGGAGGAAAUUGAUUACAAUAAUUGGUAAUUCAGCUAAUAUUUAAAGCCCCACACGUCCUCACCGGUACUCUCGCUGUUGUUCCAUAAUUUUUAUGGUAUUUUUUUUUGUCAAUUAUUUUCUUUUUGUUCAUUUAUAUUCAUCUAUAUAAAAUUAAAAAACAACGUAAUAUUCGUUAUAUUACUUUGUCGCUAGUAAUAAUUAAAAGCUUUGUACAAAAAGUCCAUUUACAAUUAAAAACAUUUUUUUUCCCAUUUUUUCCUCUACUAUUUUGUUUCUUUUUUUUUUCUUUUGAUAUUACGCAACCAUUAUUAUUAUUUUCUUACUAGAGAUUCUGAUUAUUUCAUUGUUCAUAUCUUUUGUUUGUUUAAAAAUUCAACAAUCUAAAAAAUUCGAAGAGGCAAUGGAUUUUAUGCAAAAAAAAUAUUAUGCCCUAUUUUAUGCUAAAUAUGACGUAAUUUUAA
This is a messenger RNA of Diachasmimorpha longicaudata, 3315 nucleotides long. It is a transcript of the gene C1GalTA, whose product is annotated as glycoprotein-N-acetylgalactosamine 3-beta-galactosyltransferase 1. The record is from RefSeq and is a predicted model, not a curated record. NCBI's taxonomy places the organism in Eukaryota, Metazoa, Arthropoda, Insecta, Hymenoptera, Braconidae. Bases 385 to 1479 code for a protein of 364 amino acids. Gene Ontology annotation, cellular component: membrane. Gene Ontology annotation, molecular function: N-acetylgalactosaminide beta-1,3-galactosyltransferase activity. The transcript is spliced from 6 exons.